UGCCAUCUAGUGAUAAUCAACAUGCCAAAGUUGGGAUCACUGUCUGAAAGUCUGAACGUCGGCGCUUCUUCCGUUUCCGUCUUUUCCGUGCGAUCUGCUCCGCAAAUAGGACGCCAUGGGUCGUUAUUCUCACGAGCCAGCAAAUCCAGUCAAGUCCUGUAAAGCCAGGGGUUCGAAUCUGCGAGUGCAUUUCAAGAACACUCAUGAAACGGCACGUGCGAUCAAGAACAUGUCGCUGCGGAGGGCGCAACGAUACUUGAAGAAUGUAGUGGAACACAAGGAAUGUGUUCCUUUCAGAAGGUUCAACGGUGGCGUCGGCAGAUGUGCCCAGGCCAAGCAAUUUGGCACUACACAAGGUCGUUGGCCAAAAAAAUCAGUUGUGUAUCGCGAUAGUGCAUAG
This is a messenger RNA of Belonocnema kinseyi, 400 nucleotides long. RefSeq names its product 60S ribosomal protein L17-like. The transcript is spliced from 7 exons. The record is from RefSeq and is a predicted model, not a curated record. Gene Ontology annotation, molecular function: structural constituent of ribosome. Gene Ontology annotation, cellular component: cytosolic large ribosomal subunit; ribosome. Bases 116 to 400 code for a protein of 94 amino acids. Gene Ontology annotation, biological process: cytoplasmic translation. NCBI's taxonomy places the organism in Eukaryota, Metazoa, Arthropoda, Insecta, Hymenoptera, Cynipidae.